Triticum aestivum (bread wheat) is the source of this 1532-nucleotide messenger RNA. Its product is annotated as diacylglycerol O-acyltransferase 2D. Lineage: Eukaryota; Viridiplantae; Streptophyta; Magnoliopsida; Poales; Poaceae. Gene Ontology annotation, molecular function: diacylglycerol O-acyltransferase activity. The transcript has 9 exons. Bases 291 to 1301 code for a protein of 336 amino acids. Gene Ontology annotation, biological process: triglyceride biosynthetic process. The record is from RefSeq and is a predicted model, not a curated record. Gene Ontology annotation, cellular component: endoplasmic reticulum membrane.
AGCGCAUGCGGCGCGCACACGACACCCGUACCGCGACGAGACGGGGAUAUCGGCUUUAUAAGACGCGGCGCGGUGCGCCAUCCGAGGCACCGCGCCGCACAUCCGACGGCCGAGGCGCCACCGCACCAAACACGCACGCGUAGGCGGCGGCAGCAGCACCUUUGCCGGACGGAUCCGCCCGCCUCCGCGGAGCGUGCGUGAGCAAGGAAGAAAAGAAACUCCCGGGAAGCGGCGGAGACCGACCGGGAACUUCUUCCUCUUCUUCCCCCGGUCCGCCCCGGCUCCGCGACAUGGGCGCGAAUGGCGCGCUGGAGGGGGAGGAGGAGAGGCCGCGGGCCGACGGGGAGGAGGAGGAGGAGGGCGGGGCGACGGUGUUCCGGGGCACCAACUACUCGCUGCCGCGGACGAUCGCGGCGCUGGCGCUGUGGCUCGGGGGAAUCCACUUCAACGUCAUCCUCAUCCUCGCCUCGCUCUUCCUCUUCCCGCUCCGCCUCGCCGCCCUGGUGGUGGCGUUGCAGCUCGUCUUCAUGUUCACCCCCCUCAACGACGAGGACAAAUUGGGCCGCAAAAUCGGCAGGUUCAUCUGCAAGUAUGCCAUGGGCUACUUCCCGAUUAGCUUGCAUGUGGAGGACUACAACGCCUUCGAUUCCAGCAGGGCUUAUGUGUUUGGCUAUGAACCGCAUUCUGUGCUGCCGAUCGGCGUGGCGGCUCUGGCGAAUCAUGUCGGGUUCAUGCCUCUGCCUAAGCUCAAAGUCCUUGCGAGCAGUGCGGUGUUCCACACCCCAUUCCUGAGGCAGAUAUGGACAUGGAUAGGACUGAUUGCUGCAACCAGGAAGAAUUUCUACUCCUACCUUGCAGCUGGUUACAGUUGCGUCGUGGUGCCUGGAGGUAUACAGGAGAUUCUUCACAUGGAUCAUGAUUCCGAGGUUGCUUUCCUUAAUUCAAGAAAAGGGUUUGUCAAGAUAGCUAUGCAGGCUGGCUGCCCUUUAGUCCCUGUUUUCUGCUUCGGACAGAGCAAAGCUUACAGGUGGUGGAGGCCAGGAGGCAAAUUGUUUGUGAACAUUGCUAGAGCACUUAAAUUUACUCCCAUCAUCUUCUGGGGAAGAUACGGGACACCGAUCGCCUUCUCGUCACCUAUGCAUGUGGUUGUUGGUAGACCCAUUGAGCUGAAGAAAAAUCCUCUGCCUACCAUUGAUGAGAUAAACGAAGUGCACGGGCAAUUCGUCGGCGCGUUGCAAGAACUGUUUGAGAAGUACAAGACGAAAGCCGGAUAUCCUGGCCUCCAUCUGAGAGUCCUAUAACACUUUCGUGUGGAGAAUAAGUGGCUUGUAAUAUCACGGCAACUCGGCGACGCUUGCGGCCUGUUUGAUCAUUGCACGAUCACUAGUACGAAGCUGGAGUUUGUCCGAGUUGUUAGGCCAUGAUGUUGGUACUGGCAAGUGUUGAUGAUCACACGGCGCCUUUCUUGUGACAGAAUUGUCAGUUCCCACUGGUUGCUCAUAAUAUAAAGCCUCGUGCAAGUCGAUCCUUCA